AAUCCAUAAGAACUAUGUCAGGCAUGCUUAUUAAGUUAAAGGCAGAAAAUGGUAAAAUUUCGUUUGUUGUUCAUUUUUUAAUUUGUUUUUCAUGGUUUUUUCAGGAAUAAAACUGAGGAAGACAUGAAAAAGGUAUUUGUGAUAGUAAGUCUAUAUUUGCUUGGAGACAAGUUGUUAAAGUGAUAUAAUUAAUCCACUUCCUAGUCAUUGCUUAAGUAGUUUAGAAAUCAAAUUUUAAGGGAAGAGAGAUGACUCUGUUUCGUGGCUCUUAAUGCAUUUCUCACAGCAAAUGAGGAUGUGGAAGGGGACAGGGUGUAACCCACUUCUGAAGCAAGGUUUUAGAUGAAAGAGCUGCCUCCUUUCUCCAUCACUCCUUUCAGCAGUUUUCUGAGGUUUCCAGGCACUCCUAAAAGACUCAAGUCCUUCUAAAGGGCUUUGCAGAAUUAAUCCUCACAAACCCCUGUCACCUUUAUCAAUAUUCUUUUUUUCACCUUUGCACGUUCUAGUUGGAGACCUCCCCAGACUCCCUAUGGGACCCCUAAUUCAGAACUUCAGUGUAGUCCUACAUGUAUAAUCAAUCUCUCUUCAUUCUCUUUCCAUGAGCCUCAAUCCCUGUCCUCUGUGGCCUGCUUUCUGCAGGGAUGACAAUGGAAAGCAGCUUUUCUGCCCUUCUCCUCCAAAAGAGUUCCACAAAGACUACAAAAUCAAGUCAUUCAAGCAAGAAGAACUCAAAAUCUGUAAAAGAGUGGGACUUGGUGCCACCUGAGAUCUGCAGGGGGCAAGAAGGUGAGGAGGUUUGGAAGGAACACAGAAUAUAUUCCCUGGUCCAAUUUGCCAACAAUGCACUACCCCAGAGAGAAAAAAGAGAAGAGAAGAGAAGAGAAGAGAAGAGAAGAGAAGAGAAGAGAAGAGAAGAGAAGAGAAGAGAAGAGAAGAGAAGAGAAGAGAAGAGAAGAGAAGAGAAGAGAAGAGUAUAUGUGGAAUAUUUAUUUGUUCUGUUGUCACAACUUUUGUGGUUACUUAUUCUGUAGCUUGGGAAAAUGAAGAAAAAUGUUUUAUCAUAGGCAGCUUUUACAGCAUCUUUUAAACCACCUGGUGAUCUGAAGACUCUUUAAUCCAAAUAAACUAUAAGUGUGGAUUUUGCAACUGUGGGACAUGUUUGUACUAUGUAUUUGUAGGGAAUUAAUGUCUCCUUUCUAUACAACCUCUGUAGAGAGGUGAAAUCUAAUUAUCUCAGUUGCUUUCAAUGGCUCUGUCUCCCUUAACCUCACAAAGCUUCUCUCUACAUCUUGUACAAAUAAUAUAAAUAUCUUUUGUCACAUUUGCUGGGGAACAGAAGUACCUAUUUCUCAGUAGAAACCAGCCAUUUUGUAGCCUCUGUCAGAUUUUGUCCAAGCUCUUUACAACAUACAGACAUACACAAACACAAAAUUUUAACAUUGAAUUCUGUGUUAAGGUGUUUUUUGCUUUUUUAUCUGUCUCAUUCUUAGCAUUAAAGUCCUGGGUAACACAAAUAUUUGCAGAUUUAUUGCAAGUGGUAAAGAAGAGUUGUGCACAAGCCCUUUAUGUUUUCUCUGGCUUUUUAACUGCCUUUCUUUAGUUUGCUUUCCCUGUGCUCUUUAUUAACACUGACAAUAAAAGGAGGCAGAAUCUUGUAAUCAGUUUUUGCAAUCCAACACAGUUAAAAAAUGGGAUUUGUUGCAUACCUGUUGUAGGUUGGGACUUCAAAAAAGCAAACAAUUCUAAGUUCUUCUUCACUGCACUUUAACAGGGUGAGAUUUUCUUUAAUUAGUCAGAAGUCAACAUGGAUGGAAAAAUAUUGUUUGAUGUAUACAGACUUAAUAGAUGAAGUGUGCUCAGUGUGUCACUAAAUGGUUUUUAUCUGAGUCCAAGAAUUUUUCACCUUUAUUGCUUAAACCUUAUCAGCUCCAGAGGUGAGCACUGAGGAAAUGUGAUACAGUGAAUGAACCAGGGUGAGAUACAGGCAAACUUGCAAUUUUUAUAAUUUUGUUGGCUGCUAAAACUUGGAAGGUGGACCUUGAGUUUUCCUCCCUCAGAUAAUA
This is a messenger RNA of Passer domesticus (house sparrow), 2063 nucleotides long. Its product is annotated as inner centromere protein-like. The coding region runs from base 642 to 1031 and encodes 129 amino acids. Lineage: Eukaryota; Metazoa; Chordata; Aves; Passeriformes; Passeridae. The record is from RefSeq and is a predicted model, not a curated record. The transcript has 4 exons.